AGAGCCUUUCGCACGUGAGCGACAUCAAAGUGAGAGAUUCUAUAGUCAUCAGUGUUGAAAUUUGAAAUCAACGUUAUCUCAUUCUUAUCAGUCAUCAGCCGUAUUAUUAUCCGUAGAGAGAUGGGAAACGAAGGAAACAAAACUGUGAAAUAUAGUUUAAUUACCCUAAAUGUUUUUCUAAUAUUUUUUGGUAUUGGCUUGUUGAUUGCCACACCUUUUGUAAAAUAUAAAAUAGAUGAUCUUAAGAUUGCUUUUGAUGAUGACUUUGAGGCAUGCUAUCUUACAUCCCUUAUUGUUGGAAGUGUUCUAUUCCUUCUUGGUACCUUUGGAUUUUUAAGUAUCUAUAAAGAAAAUUGUUGCCUAAUGACUAUAUAUUGUAUACUACUAUUUAUCAUUUGUGGCGGAAUGAUUACUCUCUGUUCAAUUGCGAUAUACCUUGAUAACACUAUAUAUAACGAUAUGGAAAGAAAUCUGCAUAAUUCAAUGCUUGCUUACUCAAGGAAUAACGAAACAAGGGAAUCUUUUGAUAAAUAUCAAAAGGAAUUUCAAUGCUGUGAGUUUGGUUCUAAGAAAUGGUUCGAUACAGAAAAUGGAACUGUUUUUAUUCCAACCUCUUGUGAUUGUCCUAAAGAAGAUGUAAAUGAUGGAAAUAUAUGUAUCAAUUAUAAAGGAAAGUCUAUUUUCAAAAUAUCAUGUCUCACUUACCUUAAAGAUAAGGUGGACUAUAUUAGGAUAGGACUUAUUGCAUUUGGGUACUUUGUGGCAUUAUUACAAGUAUAA
Molecule: messenger RNA, 780 nt
Organism: Dimorphilus gyrociliatus
Lineage: Eukaryota; Metazoa; Annelida; Polychaeta; Dinophilidae
Source: the annotation of a GenBank genome assembly